This is a messenger RNA of Cyprinodon variegatus (sheepshead minnow), 2073 nucleotides long. RefSeq names its product sphingomyelin synthase 2 (gene sgms2a). Lineage: Eukaryota; Metazoa; Chordata; Actinopteri; Cyprinodontiformes; Cyprinodontidae. Gene Ontology annotation, molecular function: sphingomyelin synthase activity; ceramide cholinephosphotransferase activity. Gene Ontology annotation, biological process: sphingomyelin biosynthetic process; ceramide biosynthetic process. The transcript is spliced from 6 exons. The record is from RefSeq and is a predicted model, not a curated record. Bases 165 to 1238 code for a protein of 357 amino acids. Gene Ontology annotation, cellular component: endoplasmic reticulum membrane; Golgi membrane.
GAGGAGCGAUGCGCUGAAAGCCAGCAGCACCGUCUCCUGAUGCUUCAGUCCAGCCUGUGAGUGAGGAGCAGAGAGCUGCAGCUGCUGUAACUCCAGGAGGAGCUGCGAGGAGGCCCGUCUGAGGGAGCUGAAUACUCUACUCUGGGUGGACAUAGCAAGCAUCCAUGGCAUCACCAGCGCUUGGGAAUGCUGAAGAAUCUUCCACUCAAAAUCUCAACUCAGGAAUGGAAAAUGGUUCAGUUUCUGGCACAAACAAAACCUGCCCUGUCCAUGCCUCUGCUGGAGAGGAAGCGAAGAGGAGUUUUCGGAAAGGCAUCCCUCGCCAUAACGACUACGUGAAGAUCUCUGUGCCGGAGUCCAAAGUCAACCGUCUUCCCACGGAGUGGUGGAAAACAAUUAUUGCGUUCUUUUAUGCAGUUUUUAACUUGGUUUUGACCACAGUCGUCAUCACAGUCGUGCACGAGCGUGUCCCUCCCAAAGAGAGCAGCCCUCCUCUUCCUGAUAAGUUCUUCGACUACAUCGACAGAGUCAAAUGGGCUUUUACAGUGACAGAAAUCAAUGGGAUGGUGCUGGUGGCCAUUUGGUUGAUCCAGCUCUUCUUCUUUAAAUACAAGUCCAUAGCAUGCAGACGGUUCUUCUUCCUCAUCGGCACCCUGUAUCUGUAUCGCUGUGUGACCAUGUACGUCACCACCCUGCCUGUUCCUGGCAUGCACAUGAACUGUGCUCCAAAGCUUCAGGGAGACACGCAGGCCAAGAUCCAACGUGUUCUGCAGCUCAUCUCAGGAGCCGGCCUCUCCAUAACCAACUCCCACCUGCUGUGCGGAGACUUCCUCUACAGCGGACACACUGUGAUGCUCACCCUCACUUACCUUUUCAUCAAAGAGUACUCUCCAAAGUCCUUCUGGUGGUACCACCUCAUGUGCUGGUUGUUGAGUGCUGCAGGGGUGCUCUGCAUCCUGGUGGCACAUGAGCACUACACUGUGGAUGUAGUCGUGGCCUACUUCAUCACUUCUCGUCUCUUCUGGUGGUACCACACCAUGGCCAACUUACAGACUCUGAAGUGCUCGCCCAACAACUACCUCACCAACACCUGGUGGAACCCCAUAUUUAACUUCUUUGAGAGGAACGUCCAAACGUCGGUGCCGUGCUCCUACAGCUGGCCCAUUACCUUCGCUUCUACCUGCCUCAAGAACCCCUGCAAGACCUACUCCAUGGUGCAGAGCUCACGAGAAGAGUGACCGGACCUGCCGAGGCGGCAGUCAAGCAGCUCCUUAAUCCUCUUUGGCACAAACCAAAAAGGCGUUGUAGGCAUUUGUCUAUGAAAAACCUAACCAGAAAAAUAGUGACUUACAAUAGAUAGUGGGUUGAUGCACGUGGGAUUGUGGUUUACGUGGUUUUACUCCAGGUUGGCAGGUAAACAACAUGUGGCAGGAUUACUUGUUUCCUCUCCUGUUCUGGUUGCUCCAUGUCAGCCUGACUGUCUGAAUGACUGCCAUCCUGACUGGCUGCUUACCGCUGACAGACAGGAAGAAAACUACAUGACCACCCACUUGCAUGUUGAUCUACCUUUAAACCCCAAAUAUCCAUAUCUUUAGCAAGAUAAGAAUUUAAACUAAGCAAGUUUAUUCUAACUAACUAGAAUUAGACAAUAAAUAGUGACUAAAGUCAUCCAAUAGGAAAAUUUAAAAGUAUAACAAUAUAGAGAAAUAGCUCCUACAGCCGUAUUGGUGGAAACAAUUAACCGUAGCUCGAGGGAAAAAAGAAAAUCUCUGUGAUUUAUUUAUAACAUGAAGUGCUGAAAAAAUGUCUGUUUUUGAGAACGACAUCUGUGUCUGAUCUGUUGCUGUACUUGAUCUGUGUCAUCCAUGCUAAGUAUUUGAACUAUCGGUGUAUUUAAGCCACGAGGUGCCUUAGAGUGUUAACGUGUAGAUACAUCAAAGCUGCCAUGAUCUGUCUCUCAGUCUAUUUUUAUGUGCUUUGAUAUCAUUUGUUUUGUAUUCCUUUGAGCGGCCCGAGUACCUAAACUAUAGCCUCAAUAUUGUAUUGAAAUAAAAGCAAACAGCUUUAAAUGUG